AGAUACAAUGAACAUGUAGAUCAGAUCAGUUAGUUCACUUCACUUUGUUCAAACAAAGACAAAUAUUUCCCCUUCAUCCUCACCCUUCUUUUCCUUCUUACCCUCUUUUCUCUGUUCUCCUUUUAUCAUUCUUUAUAUAUUAGUAAUCUUUAUUCUGUAAAUCAAUGAGUAAUAAUAAAAUUAAAUAAAAAGGGCUGUUUUUUCCUUGAGUUUAGAGGUGCAAAAUCAAGAAUGAAUCUCCCCCAGAAUUCACAAGAUAGCCCAGGGAGUAUGGGCGAGGCAGGGGGAUAUUGGGAUGGCUUUGUUAAUGGUGAUGAUUCGUUUCAUAACGUUAUUAAUAUGCUGGACUUCCCUUUGGAAAGUGUGGAAGAGGAUAAGUGUGUCGCUGAGGAGAAUUGGGAUGCUCAGUUUCCAAGCCUAGGACCAUUCUCAUCAGAAAUUGUGCAGGAAUUUACCCCAGUUUUCAGAUCUGAUUUCACUGAAGACGUGCCUUAUAGCUUUAUUGAGAAUGAUGCAGCCUCUGAUAGAAAACUGCUACCAGUUACUGAGUUCUCCAGCACAAAUUUUUCUCUUGAUUCUUUUCAUCCCAGAAACCUAAGCUUGUUACAAACUCCAAGCCAGAACUCGGUACUUGAAAGUAGCAGCUCCUGCUCAGCUGGUAAAAACUUGUCAACUAGCUGUGAACUCCUUGUCCCAGUCAGAGCUCGGACUAAGAUUCCGCGGAGCUUGACCUUCACUAGAUGGCAUUUGCUCUCUCCGUUAACUCCACCUAGAAAGAUAUUGCACUCAGAAGGCAAAGAGAAGAAGAAUAUGCAACCAUCACAGCAUUCAAAUGAAUUCGACAUGAAGGAAGACUCUUAUCCUCAGCAUAUGCCAUAUAAAAGAUGUACUCAUUGUCAAGCUGAAAAAACACCGCAAUGGAGAGCAGGACCCAUGGGGCCUAAUACUCUUUGCAAUGCAUGUGGAGUUUGUUAUCGUAAACGGAAACACCUUCCGACAUAUCGUCUGAUUUCAAGUCAUAGUCUAAACACAGAGAAGUGUUCAUUCACUCGAGGAAAAGAGAAGAAAAUAAAUUUGUCUAGUGAGAUUAAGGAAGAUUUAACAAAUCAGCUUCCAGAAGACUGCGAAAUUGCAGAAGAUUUAACUUAUCAGCUUCCAUGCAAACGAUGUACUCUGUGUAAUGUUACAAAAACACCCCAGCAGAGGGAAGGCCCAGUGUGCAAUGCACGUGGAGUUCGUUCUCAGUCGGGCCGCCUCUUACGGGAGAGUCUUCCGAGUCCUGACCCUGAGGAAAUAAACACUAAAAAGAGAGAGAAGAAAAAGGAACUGUCCGGAGUUCCAAAUGACUCCGGGGCCAUGGGGUUUGCAACUCAUCAGCCUAUGCAAGUCAGAAGAUGUACUCAUUGCCAAGUCUCAAAAACACCACAAUGGAGGGAAGGACCAAAUGGGCCGAGAACCCUUUGCAAUGCAUGUGGGGUUCGCUACCGGUCUGGUCGGCUUGUUCCUGAAUAUCGUCCAGCAGCCAGUCCUACUUUCACUCCAUAUUUGCACUCAAACAAGCACAGGAAGGUCAUAGAAAUGAGGAAAAAAGCUAGUUCUGAAUUUAGUGUCUGAGAUGGAUCCUACAAUGUCCCGACAGGUAGAGUUUGUUAUCUUGAGCAGUAUGUAUUUGAUAGCGUAUGAAGCAGGCAUUAAUGGUUCUAGUUAGGCUGGAUGCUUUUGAUAGAUUUAGACCGCGGAGGAUUCCAAAAUGCAUCUGUGCAUUCACUAGUGAGUUGAUCUGGGAUAUAGAAUGUACCAAUAGCAAUAGAAAUACAGAAUGCUAAGAGACCUUUUAAGUCAUUAGAAGUGUUUAUUUUGUUUGUCUUGUAUGGAUCCUGGAGAUGCUUGUUCAGGUACUUCUCAACUUUUUGAAUAAUCCGUUACAAUACAGUUUUUUAUUUUCUUUAU
This is a messenger RNA of Daucus carota subsp. sativus, 1950 nucleotides long. RefSeq names its product GATA transcription factor 11-like. The record is from RefSeq and is a predicted model, not a curated record. Gene Ontology annotation, cellular component: nucleus. Gene Ontology annotation, biological process: cell differentiation; regulation of DNA-templated transcription. The transcript is spliced from 3 exons. Bases 232 to 1614 code for a protein of 460 amino acids. Gene Ontology annotation, molecular function: zinc ion binding; sequence-specific DNA binding. NCBI's taxonomy places the organism in Eukaryota, Viridiplantae, Streptophyta, Magnoliopsida, Apiales, Apiaceae.